AACUGUCUCCGCCCUCUCCAGUGCCAUCCUCUGAGUCCCAACAUCUGCUGGCUGGGGCCAAGGCUUUGGACAGCAUCCAGAGAGGGCGGCUCCAGAAUGAAAAUGUGGCUUUUGGGUUUGGUGUUCUGUUUGGCCCUUGGGACCCUGCGUUCUGAGACAUCCAGAGGGAAGACACCACCUGUGGAUCCUGAAACAAAUAUGAAUGUGAGUGAAAUUAUCUCCUACUGGGGGUUUCCUAGUGAGGAACACCUCGUGGAGACAGAAGAUGGAUACAUUCUUUGCCUCCACCGAAUUCCUCAUGGGAGGAAGGACCAUUCUGACAAAGGCCCCAAGCCAGUGGUGUUCCUGCAGCAUGGCUUGCUGGGAGAUUCGAGUAACUGGGUCACAAACCUACCCAGCAGCAGCCUGGGCUUCAUUCUGGCAGACGCCGGUUUUGAUGUGUGGAUGGGGAACAGCCGGGGAAACACCUGGUCUCGGAAACACAAGACACUUUCAGUUCUUCAGGCUGCGUAUUGGGCCUUCAGUUUCGAUGAGAUGGCCAUCUAUGACUUACCGGCUUCCAUUAACUACGUUCUGAACAAAACCAGCCAAAAGCAAGUGUAUUAUGUGGGUCAUUCCCAAGGCACCACGAUAGGUUUUAUAGCAUUUACACAGCUCCCAGCACUGGCCGAAAAGAUUAAAAUGUUUUUUGCCCUGGGUCCUGUGGCUACAAUCAACUUCUCUAUUAGCCCUUUAUUUAAGGUGGCAUGGAUUCCAGAUCUUCUCAUCAAGGAUUUAAUUGGAGACAAAGAAUUUCUUCCCCAGAGUACAUUGCUGAAGUGGCUGAGUGUUCAUGUUUGUGAUCGCGUUGUCCUUAAGGAGCUUUGUGCAAAUGUCAUUUUUCUUCUGUGUGGGUUCAAUGAGAGAAACUUAAAUAUGUCUAGAGUGGCGUUGUACAUGGCACACUCUCCUGCCGGGACUUCUGUGCAGACCGUGUUACAUUGGGGCCAGAUUAUAAAAUCACAAAAGUUUCAAGCCUUUGACUGGGGAAGCAGGGCCAGGAACUACUUUCAUUACAACCAGACUUCCCCUCCCGCUUACAACGUGAGAGACAUGUCUGUGCCGACUGCCGUGUGGAGCGGGGACCAUGACUGGCUCGCAGACGUCAGUGACGUCAAUGUCUUACUGACCCAGAUCCCCAACUUGGUGUACCACAAGUGUAUUGAAGGGUGGGAACAUCUGGACUUUAUCUGGGGCCUGGAUGCCCCUUGGCGGCUCUAUAAGGAGGUGGUGAACCUCAUGAGGAAGUAUCAGUGAAGGCCAGGUGGACACAUUCACCAUCAUCAAGUCAGUGAUCGAAGCAUGUCCAAAAUGUCUUGGCUCAAUUUUUCUAAAGUCCUUAUUUUUCUUUCCCAGCCCUUUUAUAGGUUUAUAUCCAAGAAAAUGAUGAUGUUGAAGAUAACCUAAGUCUCUCCAGUUAGGGUUAGAAAUGCACUCGCUUUUUUGUUGUUGUUUAAUCAUGACCAUUAUGCAGCUUGUGUUUCAACCACAGGGUAGUUUCUUUAAGUCUUCUAAAAUAUCACUGACAUGUGAAAGGUCAUAAGCAUUCUGCUUGUCCACACAGGUUCAAAUGCACCGUAUUUCUUUUUUGUACCCACACACUGACCCCUGUGUUGAAACUCUUAGACUGAGCCAUUCAUUGGUAAAUAACCUGAGACCGCCUUGAGGGAACCUUGGUGCAUAGCCCCGAGAGGCUGUCCAGUGGAACAGCCCUGUGUUUGGGGAUCUAAAGGACACUCUGUCAUGUCCUCAUGAAGUAGGUGCCGAGUCAAAUCCAGUGACACUCCAGCCAUGUCAGUUAUAAAGAUUCUAUAAUGAGUUUUAUCAAGUCUCAUCUGUGAUAGCUGUUAUUUACCAAGAGUUUACAUUGCUCAGAUGAAGCAAAUUAGUUUGCUGCAGUCCUCAAAAUCAAAUUCCAC
Messenger RNA from Phyllostomus discolor (pale spear-nosed bat), 1958 nucleotides. RefSeq names its product lysosomal acid lipase/cholesteryl ester hydrolase-like. The transcript has 10 exons. Lineage: Eukaryota; Metazoa; Chordata; Mammalia; Chiroptera; Phyllostomidae. The record is from RefSeq and is a predicted model, not a curated record. Gene Ontology annotation, biological process: sterol metabolic process. Gene Ontology annotation, molecular function: sterol ester esterase activity. Gene Ontology annotation, cellular component: intracellular membrane-bounded organelle. Bases 97 to 1296 code for a protein of 399 amino acids.